Molecule: messenger RNA, 7042 nt
Organism: Anopheles funestus (African malaria mosquito)
Lineage: Eukaryota; Metazoa; Arthropoda; Insecta; Diptera; Culicidae
Gene: dpp
Product: protein decapentaplegic
Exons: 3
Coding region: 4030-5751 (573 amino acids)
Biological process (GO): SMAD protein signal transduction; BMP signaling pathway
Cellular component (GO): extracellular region
Molecular function (GO): cytokine activity; growth factor activity
Source: RefSeq, a predicted model, not a curated record
GCCGGUUAGCGUGGAGAAGGUUUUGGGGAAUCGUUCAUCGCGCAACUGUACUGCUAUCAGUCAUCAGGCUUGGGCUGUCCGGAGGUUACGGACAACAGGGUGUAACUUGAAACCCGAUCCACGGUGUUGAGUAACCAGAAGGACGAAGCGCAUAUGGUGACCCCUGCGGAUGAUUACAUUGUAUCGUAUCGUAGCCGUUGUUUUUUCGCAUCGAAAGCGUUCGCUUCGCGUUUUUGGGGUACUUUUUGCGACAUCGAACGCGACGUGCUGUCUUAUUUCAGGGGUGUUAGAUUACUGACCUUUCGGUAAAGCUAGAAUCAUUUCCUUGUUUUCAACGGUUAAUGGUACUUUGGUGGCUAACCUCUGGGCCAUUUGCAGUGCCAGCGAAGGGUAAGUGGUGAUGUAUGCAAAGUUUGAAAAGCUGUUUGCUUAAAGUGUUGAUCGGUGGUUAAGUGUCGUUUGCAAGGACCAACGUAGUUUGUGAUCUCUUCUUAUUUUAAUUUCGAUUGCUAUUGGACUAUUCUUUUUGCUAUCUUCCUAUUGCUUUUUUACAGAAAGGAAUUGUAUCUCGAAGAUCAAUAUAAAAUCCCUAUCUGCUUAAAACGGGAAAGCAUCCACUUUAUUGAAUAAUGUAGAAUGCCUAUUAAAUGGAAUUUCUAGCUAAAAACUGCAUCUUCGAUAAUCAGGUACAUUGAGCCUGUAAGACAAAAUGAGCGAAUGAAAAUAGUUUGGGUUUUUCCAAGUUGUUCAUCGCAGGGACCAGGGACUUUCAAAAUGUAACUCAUUCACGAAGAUCUGGGAAUAUCCCGCCACCACCGGAAGCUAAACAUCCUUCUGGACACAUGCUGUUGGAGGUGUGAAAAAAUAAUAACCUCAUUUGGGUUUUGUUUUUUCUAGCAUCAUUAAAAUGGGAACAUGCCCUGCAAUGUUGCUCGUUCAUGAAGGUUUCGGACUUCCCAGGAAUUCAGUUUUGGGCUCCUCAUUCACGUUAAUGCUUUAGCGCACCCGCAAGCCACAACAGGGUAAGAAAACGUUUUAGCUAUGGUGGGAUUAAAUGUACAUAUCUGCUUAAUCCGUUGCCCGAUUGUUCCGCCCGGAUGGACUGUGACGGACGUGCAGACAUGUUCAGAUGUAAAGCUGGAAAGAAAGUACUCACCCGCGUCUCACGAAGGCAAAGUGCAACAGCGCCACGAUAGGCGGUGGCCCAGAUUACACAACUGUACGGUGUGCGGUCGGCACUCCGCAACAAGCUUUCCGUCCAACAGCGGAAUCUCCGAGCAGAAAGGAAAGGUGCUGUAGAGUAAACAUGGACCAAUCGAGGCAAGAUUGCCGCUUCUGGCAUGGACCUGGGGGCGUUUGCUCUGGUGAUAAUUUAUUAAUUGUUUGAUUAAAUAUAAUUCAUUCGAUCUAAAUAACAGAUAAAUUUCACUUCACAGAGCAUCAAUCCCGGCCGCAUCCAGUGCAUCAAGUGUGCGCCGUAGCGCGAAGCUUGUCAGAAGUCUCCGGUGGCGGUAGCGCUCACGGUAUGCGUCGGUCGUUAGCAGCCGCAUUUCCGUUUGUUGGCAGCGAGUGUAAUAAAUAAUUCGGAAGUGAAAAUGACAUGCAAUUGCUUCUUUGCUGUCCGCAACUUCCAACCCCCCAAAAACGGGAGUAAACGGUGCCGCACGGCAGAGCGAAUACGCUUUGAACGUAUCUUUUGGCAGAUUGGCUGGUGCUGAUGCAUGCUGCCUAGGCUGUGGUAGCUAAAUGCUAACCCCCUUACGCACAGGCGGAACACCACCGGCAAGGCCAACGGGUGCGUGGAUUGAGCGUUCGCGUCAAUCAGUCUAUCCUGAGCCAACGAUCUCUAGCUCUUUUGCUUGUGCGCUCGCUUGUUCAUCCCCGUGCCGGCACGCUCGCGAUCGCGCAGCCUAGUACGACAAGUGCCCGACACGCGUGCUGCGCCUGCGAUGAAGCGUUUUCUCCAGCGCGGUGUUUACAAAUCGUUCUCAUAAAUAUUCUCUCACUCUCACCCUUGUGCAAGACUGUACAGUAAGAUCACGACGGGGGUGGAACGGCGGUGUGUAGGAGAUCGAUCGAUCGAUUGCUCCCGCGAGGGCAGAGAUGAAAGUUUACACACCGUUUACAUAAAUCUUCACGAUUUGUUGGAGUGUAAAUAACUGUUAAUGAAAAUAUGAUUUCCUCAAUAUUUCUUACUGCCCCGGUUGGUGGUAAAGAGCACAAGAAAGGGAGAGAGAGAGAGAUAGUGUGUAACUGGGUUGGUGUAGCAGUUCCGUGACGAUCGUUUACCAUUCGUCGUAAAGGCACCGUGGCACUGCGGUUUGAUUCUCAAGGAUAACCACAAUCGAUCGAGGCCCGCUCUGGCUGCUGGAUGUAUAUUCACUAACACCCGGGAGGUCAACAACUAGCAUUCAGAUGCAAAGUUGUCGUUUUUUUCAUCCAAGAAUUACUUUAAAAUGUAAACCUAACAUUCAAGUAUAUUACAUAAAGGUACAGCUUCCUUACUCGGGAUAUGGUGAAGAACACUCAGCUCCAAAGAUCAAUCUUCAACUGUCAUUUCGAACGUCAAACGUCUUUCAAACGUCUUGAUCCUCUCUUUAGGAGUGUUGGGCUUCCUCUCAUCCUUUACACACCAUGGCCACGCCCAUUCACUGUUCAUCCACGUUCAUUCCGCUGGUUCAUGCGAGUUGGGUUUCGAUUCAUUCGCAUUUUUCCUCUCGCGUUCAUUCAUUCGUGUUCGAGAUGCUGUCGCGAGAUGUUUAAAAUUUGUGAAGCUGCCGCGAGACGACUUUACCAUUUAGUGCACGGUAGCGAUUUGUGUGCGUACGAAUAGUGAGGGAAGAAAUACAUUUUUUUGUUCUCGUUUCAAAACAAAUUGUUUACUUACGCUGACCAGUCGGUUGGAGAUAUAGUGCAAAAGUUUGGAAAAAGUGAUGCGCAAGACCAGUACAACGGUGAUCGAGGUGCAUUCGCGUUGAAAUCGUAAAUCUGGAGCAGUGGCAGUGCAGUGCAGAAGUGUGGAAAAAUAAAAGAGUGUGACACACUAGCGCCCUCCCCGCCAACAAGAGAUUGGAAUGUAACGGGCACGACUGGAACGCAAAUAAUUUACCUUCCACUUUUUGUUUUUGUGCUUUUUUGCGCCGGACCCGAUCGAAAGUGCGAUCGCGAAGAAGUGCAUAAGACGUCUGUGCGUGGGCGACUACAUACAACAACAACAACAACAACAACAAAAGUAAAGUGAACGAGCAACUUUCGUGCAAUCGGUGUUACCAGUGGACAGAUUUUUUUGUGAUUGUGUACUGCAACCUGGCAUCUCUAGCCCUGCCAGCGAACCUAGGGGCCCAGAAGCGAGAGGUUUUUCGGUUUGCGGUGCGGAACGGAAAGGAAAAGUGUACGAAACCGAGCCAAGGGUCGUGUCGGGCAGGUAGAGUCCUUUCGAACAUCGAACACAGGCAGACAGAGGCCCGGCGAGUGAAGCAAAAUUAAAACAAGGAAAAAAUAUAUAUAUACAUUCACACAAACAUAAAUACACAUACACACAAACAAACAUACGUACAGUGCAAGGAAGCGCAGGCGAAGACACAAGCGGAGCACACAUCACAGGAAAAAAAGGCAAGAAACCCCGUGCUUCGAGCGUCCUGUCGCGAAGUGCAGUGGUUCGAUGUGAAAGUCGAGUGACGGUAGCAAAUUCCAGGCGGAUUUUAGUGAAAUAAUGCUUUGUGCCGGUGAUUGGCCAGUGAGCAGGAAACAUUCAAACGCCCAUCUCCAGAGCACCGAAGGGCUCGUCACGACUCAGUGCCAUAGCGGCCAACAGGGUCACCAGGGCCAUACCGUACCGUGUUACAGUCGGCAGUAGUUGGCCGUGUGUGUGUGUGUGUUUUUUUUGUGUGUAUCGUCACCCAAACUACCGGAAGGAGCAAAACUAGCAAAGCUCCCUGACAUACACCGAAACGAUCAGUUUUGGUCCAUAUCCUUCUGUAUCCACCGGACCCAACAAUUUCCCGGGUCCGUUCCGGCGGCUCGGAGUACAUGACGCGGGAACGGCUGCGUGCGCAUGCGGCUGCGUAUCCUCGCGGCUGCAGCGAAACGCGCGGCCUGCCAGGGCUACGGGUCGCAGUCUUUGCGAGGACACUCGGCGAUCCCAUCACACAGCAAGUAAUGGUCAGGCGACACACUAGAAGAAGACUACUUCCGACAACCAUGCACGCAUGGUUUUAUGUGUUUGCUGUGUUGGCGAUUUCGCACGGUGCCAUAAAAGUUGCCAGCACCGACAGCAACACGGUGUCUCGGACGAAAGUGACCGCACUGAUCGGUAUCGAUGGGGAGCAAUCGCACCACACCACCAGCCGUUUCUAUCAGCCACCGCAGGAAGAUGCGGAUUCUGCACCAUCCGUCAACGAUGUGUCGCCGGAACCGCGGAUAGGUGGGACGGUGGAGCCGGUCGAGCAGGGUAGCAGUAGUGUAAGCAGUAGUGAUACCAACGAGUAUGAAGAAUACGUAGGAUCAAGGAAGGAUGUCGUCGUCGACGAAAUGGUGGAAGAACUAGCGGAGCCAGAGCUGGAUAACGAGAUCGGUGAGAGUGAGCCGGACGUUGGUGACGACGGUGACAGCUCCAGCAGGCCCGAUCCUAAAACACUAGUCGAGAUAGAGAAGAAUCUCUUGAGCCUGUUCGGGUUUCCUAAUCGACCAAAAAUCGAUAGAUCUAAGGUGGUGAUACCGGAGGCGAUGAAGCAGCUGUACGCGCAGAUCAUGGGCCACGAUCUGGUCGACUCCGUCAGUGUACCAAAGGAAGGACUCAACACGCGCAACGCCAACACGGUGCGAAGUUUCACGCACGAAGAAAGUCACAUAGACGAGCGGUUCCAGCAUCACCAUCGCUUCCGGCUACUGUUCAACGUAUCGAGUAUCCCGAGAGGUGAGAAGUUGCGGGCCGCAGAACUCACGCUGACACGCGACGGUAUCGCGCAUAAGAGUGGCCGGGCACUAGCAAGAACACCGCUCCUCUAUCAGGUGCUGGUGUACGACAUUGUGCGGCCAGGCGUUAAAGGUAAGCGAGCGCCAACCUUCCUGCUGGUCGACACGAAAUCGCUCGCAGUCAACGAGUCCGGUACGGCUAGCUUCGAUGUGAUGCCGGCCGUGGAGCGGUGGUUAAGGCAACCGCGCAAAAACCACGGCCUGUUCGUGCAGGUGACCAGCCGUGGACGUGGAGCCGCACACAGCCGGCAGCGUCGCAGUGUACCGGCCGCCCCGGUCCACGAGCACGUACGGUUGCGACGGAAUGUGGCCGAACGGCACGACACCUGGGUGCAGAAGCAACCGUUACUGUUCACCUACACCGACGACGGUCGGCACAAGCAGCGACCGAUACGGGACGCGAUCAGUAGCGCGAACCGUGCACGGCGUGCCUCGGCCAAGCGGAGCAGUCGGCGGAAAAACGAACUCUGCCAGCGGAAGCCACUGUACGUCGACUUCAGCGAUGUCGGUUGGAAUGACUGGAUAGUGGCACCGCCCGGGUACGAAGCGUACUUCUGCCAGGGUGACUGUCGCUUCCCGAUAGCGGACCAUCUGAACACGACGAAUCACGCGAUCGUGCAGACGCUGGUCAACUCCUACAACCCGACGCUCGCACCGAAGGCUUGCUGCGUACCGACGCAGCUGUCCUCCAUCUCGAUGCUGUAUCUGAACGAGCAGAACAAGGUGGUGCUGAAGAACUACCAGGACAUGACAGUCGUCGGUUGUGGCUGCCGGUAAAAAAAGGGGUUGGAAAGGGCUUUGUGGGGAGAAAGGGGAACGUUUUCUGUAAGAAAACAAACCGAGGGUGAUGACGCACUAUAGGGAGCGAAUGCAAAACAAGUGGAGAACAGAAAGAACAAGGAUGAAAUGCACGGAUGACCAUAGGAAUCGGCAGGGCCGCUACUGUUUGUUUAAUUAUUACUUUAAAUCUUUUUUUUUUGUUUUGUGUAUAACGUUCGAACGUACUAAGAAAAAAGAAGAAGGGAAUGUUAGCAUAUACAUAUGCGUAUGGAGUAGAAAUUGUAGCGAAAAGCAAACAGUUGUACCAUAUAGUAGAUUGCCAUUAGUUCACGCUACUGCAAGUUCACGGACUGGUAAGUGCGCGGUAACAUCAAGUAGUAGAUCAAGCCAUAAACAAAACAUAAUAAAAAAAGGGGGUGAAAAUAAAACUUAUCGAAAAUGAAAGCAAAAUAACAGCAACACAAAAAAUACAUAAACUGUUUGUGAAGAAACGCGGUAUUGUCCGUCCAUGCGGUACGGUAGCAGUAAUGUUCAGGAGCCUGUGUGGGAAGGGAAUAGGCUGGGAAACUAGUGCUGUGGCAUAGGUGUUAGUGGCGGAGACUUCAGCAAAAGGGGGGCUCAUGUGUACAUAUUUAUUUGAUAGGAAGUCAUAGGUAGCCGGCCGAAGAGGAGAUACAAAAGGAUCCGUUGCUGCUCUGUCACAGAGGGAAGAGGAGACCUUCUAGUGUGUAUAAAGUAACAGGAACUAUAUAGUGAGAUAAAUAGUGCAUUAAACUUAUAGCGUUGCGAUGUGGUUUGGAAAUGGAAAUGCUGUAAACAGUGCACUGACAAGCAAUUCGCACAAAAGCAUGGUGAUGUGACGUUCGAAGUCAAACAAAAAGUCACGAACUCGCCCCAAAAACCCGUUGUGUAAAGUGUAAGCAAACGAGUCGAUAGAAGAAGAAAAAAAAACACACCGCUUAAUGCUAUUUAUUGCAAUGGAACUAAAUAAUGGAAGCAUUUGUGGGGUUCUGUGUCUGUCUUUUUUAAUAUUCGAGUUUGUUUGUUUUGCUUCGUGUAGUUUGUGAGCAGCUUUUAUAAAGUUUCCAAACCCCAACACUUUUCCGAUGCGUCCUCCCUGGGAUGAACACUAUUACUGUUUAGGCACCGGCUACAAUAUGUUUGAAUAUGAUUUUGUGUGUAAAUUUUUGUAUAUUAUUACUGUACCUGUAACGGAAGAAAACGUAUUUAUUUUACGAAAACGGAAGCGUGUAAUUGAGGAAUAAAUUUGUAAGAAAUUCAAACCGUA